AUGACAGACAGAAUUAUUGUAGUAAGCAACAGAUUACCACUGAAAGUAUCUAAAAAUGACUCAGAAUAUAUCUAUACAAAGACAUCAGGCGGAUUAGUCACAGGACUAUCAGGUGCACAAGACUCUUUAAAUUUCACAUGGAUUGGUUCAUUAGAAGGCGUACCUGAUGAAGACCAAUUAAAAGUAAAAAAUGACUGUAUAAGUAAGUAUAAGUAUAACCCGAUAUUUAUUAAAGAUGAUUUAUACGACAAGUACUACAAUAACUUAUGUAAUGGCGUACUAUGGCCAUUAUUACACUCAUUCAAUGACUUAACCCAAUUUUCAAUAGAGGACUACAUAGCGUAUAAACAAGUAAAUGUACAAUUUGCUAAUGAAGUACUAAGUAUACUACAGGAUGGAGAUAUAAUUUGGGUACAUGACUACCAUUUAAUGAUCCUCCCAGAAUUAAUCAGGCAGGGCACGGAUAAGUCCAUAAAAAUAGGAUACUUUUUACACAUCCCAUUCCCGAGUUACGACAUCCUUAAAGGAUUCCCGAUUUUAUAUCCAUUAAUUAAUGGCGUACUUGGAUCGGACUUAGUCGCAUUUCAUACGUUCGAGUACUUAUCGAACUUCAAGAACUCCUCGGAAAUUUGCGAGUCCGAAAAUAUUUCGAAAAUGACCGUUAUAAAAAAUACUCGGUCGAUAAAAUUAGAAGCACUCCCGAUCGGGAUAAGUCCGGAAUUGUUCAAGAAUGAGUCCUUAAAGGAGGAAACCAUCAAACGAGCACAGGAAAUAAAAAAACAAUUAGGAAAUAAAAAGAUCGUGCUUGGGAUUGACAGGGUCGAUUACAUAAAGGGGAUUCCCCACAGGAUAAAAGCAUUCAAUAAAUUACUGCAGGAUAAUAAGGACGUAUCAGAAGGGGUCGUGUUCUGUCAAGUGGGUGUGCCCAGUCGGACAGAUGUAAAGGUGUACGCUGCACUGUCGAGUGUUUUAUGUAAGCUCAGUGGAUCGGUUAAUUCGACCGGGUCGAUUGAGGACACUUCUGUGUACUUUAUAAACAAUUCGGUCACAUUCAGUGAGUUAUGUGCAUUAUACAGUGUAUCUGAUGUGUGUGUGGUGUCCUCAUUAAGGGACGGCAUGAACUUAGUGGCACUUGAAUUUAUUGCGUGCACUGGCACUGGCGUAUUAAUAAUGAGCGAGUAUGCUGGUGCAGCUGGUAUGCUAACAGAGUCUGUAUAUUCCAAUCCAUGGGACAUAAAGGAGUUAUCCCGUAUGUAUAAGGUAUCACUAGGGAUGAGCGACCGGGAGAGGAGGGAGAAGAGGGAAGGGAUGCAGAAAGUUGUAUUUAAAUUUACUGCUGAGCACUGGGCGAACAGGAACAUAUCUUUAUUAAGGGAUAUGUAGUAGAUUAUAUACAGUGUAUAAUAAAUACGGGU
Messenger RNA from Nematocida parisii ERTm1, 1415 nucleotides. RefSeq lists its product as uncharacterized. Gene Ontology annotation, molecular function: catalytic activity. The record is from RefSeq and is a predicted model, not a curated record. Bases 1 to 1383 code for a protein of 460 amino acids. NCBI's taxonomy places the organism in Eukaryota, Fungi, Microsporidia. Gene Ontology annotation, biological process: trehalose biosynthetic process. Gene Ontology annotation, cellular component: cytosol. The transcript has a single exon.